AUGCACCAUGAUGCUUGGUAUGCGAAAGAUAAAUCCAUUUUCCAUCCAGACCUAUUCCCAGCCGACUUGGGCGGUGCUAGCCUCCAGGACAUUAGAGCGUAUUAUCUGAGAAACGAGGAAGACCAAUCAUCCAUAGACGUAGCAUCGGAGCCUUGGUAUAUCCAAAAACCGUCCGCAGAUCAAUCAAGAGGGCUCUGCGACAUAUGUAGCCAUAUCGACAUCGCAAGGCUGAUGACAGAGCGCGUACAACAAAACCAUUGUCCCAUUCUGGUCCUGCGCAAUGUGCUUGCAGCGCGCGAGAGAUGCUUGUUCUGCGGUCUUGUGACAGAGGCAUUAUGCCGUGCUAAUGGACAGAAGGUCGAUGUAGAAGAACUAGAAGAGGAGGAAAAUGUGCUGGGCUGUUGGAUUCAUUACGAUCCUCGCUUCCGUACACUUAGCAUAUACCGAAGGCGCAUUGGCGUCUUAGCUGGUGUCGUCGGUUAUUUCGGGGAGGUUCACGAAGUCCGAGAAGACAGCGCGCUUCUUCCUUACGGUCGUCGCAUGGAUAGUUCAGGAGCAGACCUAGGACUGGUCAAGAGUUGGAUUCGCAAAUGUGAGCAAGAGCAUAGCUCGCAAGAUACGCGAGAUCAUAUGCGUUACGAGCCGCAUCUGCGGAAUGCAACUUGGGUGGAUCUACGCGUUAUUGAUGUUAAGAACGACUGCGUUGUUAUCGGUAGCUGGGAUAUGCGCUACGUUGCACUGAGCUAUGUGUGGGGCAAAGUCGACCAGCUCCAAGCUACUGUUGCAAACGCAGAAGAGCUUGCAGAGAAGGGAAGUCUCUUGCGAGAAAAGCACAAAGAACGUCUCCCUACAACCAUCAGGGAUGCGAUGAAUUUUGCGAAGAAGCUUGGUGAACGGUACCUAUGGGUUGACGCUCUUUGCAUCAUACAAGACCACCCAGAAAAGAAUGCAUUACUGGACGCUAUGGAUAAAGUAUACAAUACGGCAGCUUGGUGUCUAGUGGCAGCCUCUGCCACAGAUGCCAAUACUCCCUUAUCUCGAAUCCAUCCCAAAACCAACGAAUCACCCUAUCCUGAUAAAUAUACCACCAACAUCCAAGACAUAUCUCUCGCAACAAUCCUCCCUCCUCUCGCAACAGUGCUCGAUACAUGCACCUGGAACACACGUGCCUGGACAUACCAAGAAGGCAUAUUAUCCACGCGGCUUCUGUUUCUGUUUGAUGCCCAGAUCUACUUCAACUGCUAUCACGGCUACUCCUUCUGCGAGGAUGUUGCGUUGGAGGAAUCCCCACGCGGAGCCGGUGGCUCGAUGCAAGUAAGCGGGCAGAUUUACGUCGUGAACGCUCAGACGAACUUUGAGACGUAUGCCGAAGCCGUGGAGGAGUAUUCGUCGCGGAAUAUAUCAUUCCAUGAAGAUACGGUGAAGGCAUUUGCGGGGGUCCUGUCGGUGUUGAGAACCUCUUUUCGGGGGGAUUUUCUAUUUGGUCUGCCUGAUACAGAACUCGAUCAGGCACUUCUGUGGCAGCCGAAAAGAGCUUUACGUCGGCGGGAAGAUCGCAAUGGGAACGAGUUGUUCCCUAGUUGGAGCUGGGCUGGCUGGGAAGGUGGUGUGAAGUAUUGGCCGAAUCUAGCCUUGUCGAGAGUCCAGUGGAAAGACGCUGUUACGGGCAGGUACUUCACGUCUUGCCGAUUCCGUCGCCCGGAAACGGCUGAGCCUGACGAUGCGUGGUUUCAAGAUGACUGGGUUCGGGGAAAUCCAAGCCUUGAGCGCGAAGAGUGGUGGACGUACGAUCUAUGCUAUUACGAAAAGGAAAAUCCCGACAUGCUGUUCCUUCAUCCUGUUUCCAAGAAUUCAAAUUCAGCUGGGUUGGAGUCGUUUACGCAUGUCCGGCCCGGUACACAGCAUCUACGAAUUCGAUGCAUGGCAAUUCGAUUUAACGUGACUGGAGAGCACGCAGAUCCUCUAUUAUCCGCACUAGUGCCGUGCAAAGAUGAUCAACAUAUCGUCUGCGCAUCAAAAGUGUUCAAUAGCACUGGCUCCCUAGUCGGUACAGUCCAAAUACCAGGUUCAAUUGCCAAAGAUAUUCAUCCAGGGGAGUACGAGUUCAUCUGUCUCUCCCGAACACACCUCAUCUGCGAAACGAUCCGCGCAACCGAUAUGAGUCCCUUUGGCGAUGAAUUCGACGACAGUGGUCACGGGACAGAUACGCAGGAUUCGCCAACAGACAUGGACUCGGAAGCCUCGAUCCUGGAUCCACAAGACUUUAUAGAAUUCGACGUCAAAGCAUUCGAUGCGAGUAAGCCCUGGUGCAUUUACAAUGUCUUGCUUGUAGAGACUGUUGACAGUGGGGAGUCGAGACGUGUAGGGCUAGGUAGGGUACAUGUUGACGCUUUCUUAGGAGGGGAAUGGGCUUGGAAGGAUAUGGUUUUAGGAUGA
Molecule: messenger RNA, 2436 nt
Organism: Alternaria arborescens
Lineage: Eukaryota; Fungi; Ascomycota; Dothideomycetes; Pleosporales; Pleosporaceae
Exons: 1
Coding region: 1-2436 (811 amino acids)
Source: RefSeq, a predicted model, not a curated record